AGGGAAGGGAGGGGAGGGGAGGGUGAAUGGUCAAACCUGAUAUCUGGUGGUGGGUCAUGGUCAAUGUUUGAUAAAAGCCCUCCAUCCUCCGUUUCAGUUUCUUCUGCAAGCUCUGUCUUCCUUCUUCUUCCUCCUCUCUCCCUCUCUGCUUCAGCCAUUGUUGGGUUAUUGAAGGGGUUGGAAGGUUCUUGUUGGGUUUCAGAGGGAGGUUUUGUAUCCGAGGAUUCCCUUCAAUGGCUCAACGGGCGGCUGUGCCGAAGUUCGGAAACUGGAACACUGGAGAGGACAUUGGUUACACGUUAUGCUUUGAAAAUGCCCGGAAGGGCCGGGGUGGGGCCAAGCCACAUAACCCGAACGACCCGCAAGAGAGUCCUUAUUUACUCUCUGAAGACAGCAGAUCUCCUCGUACUCAAGCUUCACAUUUCAGGCCUACUCCUAGAACUCCAACACAUGAUAUGAAAAAUGAAGGCCCAGCCAGUAGGAUGAGAACUCCACCUCAUGAACCACAAGGCCAGGGAUCCGGCCAUAGGUUGCCGCAAGAGCGGAAAAUGAGGGCAGAUCACGGUUAUCAUGGACGAUACUCAAGUUCCCCUGCUCGGAAAGAUAACAAUCCCGAUGUCAGAAUGCAUAAUUCGAACACGAAUCCUUCGAAUCAGGGAAGUCCAGGACGCCCGAACUAUGGCGAAUUGCAAAAGAGAGCCGGUAAGGACAGUGCUGGGUCUCAGCAUAGCUUUGAACAGUCCCCUCAUCGGCACCAAGGAAAAGACUCCAGCAGAAGCUCGGCCACGUUGCCCACCCGGGAAGGAAAGGGCUCGUAUGAGAGCAGCUAUGCAACUCCAGGGAGACCCCGGACGAGUCCUCUUUCUCCAGGAAAUGGAAAUUUUGAUAGAGGAGUUGCUCUCCCGAAGUUCGGAGAAUGGAAUGCGCAGAACCCAUCUAUGGGCGACGGUUAUACUCAAAUUUUCAACAAGGCGAGGGAGGAGAAGCAUCAGCGAGGUGCUGGAAUGUCGCCAGGCAGGUUCCCCGGGUCACCUUAUAACGGACCCAAAAAGCCCACUGGAAAUGAGGAACCAAUGGGCGGUUGUUGCUUCCCAUGGGGAAGAAAGUGAAAACCCGACAGGCCUCAAAAUUUCUAUGGUGAACAGCAGAUUCGGAACCCGCAACCUGUAAAUACCUUCCCAAAGAUCUUUUCUUUCUGAGCAACUGAUUAUAAGUUCGAUUCCAUCUUCUUCAACCGGCACGCCAUUUUCUUAUAACUGAGGUUCGGUUCCAUUAUGCAACUCCCACUGUAUUAUUAUCUGAAUCACUGUUGCAGCAUACUGUUUAAAAUUUUAUAUUCCCAAUGGUUUUUUUUUUCCAA
This is a messenger RNA of Punica granatum (pomegranate), 1360 nucleotides long. NCBI's taxonomy places the organism in Eukaryota, Viridiplantae, Streptophyta, Magnoliopsida, Myrtales, Lythraceae. The record is from RefSeq and is a predicted model, not a curated record.